Messenger RNA from Acanthosepion pharaonis, 741 nucleotides. Lineage: Eukaryota; Metazoa; Mollusca; Cephalopoda; Sepiida; Sepiidae. The record is from the annotation of a GenBank genome assembly.
AUGACGACAGCCAUUCUUCGAAAAAGCGGUUCAGAAUCGGAUUCCCUAAACCAACAGGUUUAUAGAUCUCUUUCAGAUCUAUCUACUGAUAUGAAUCCAGUAAGUUCGAACGGAAAUCGCAAAUCAGGCGAACGGAAGUAUCGAACAUCAUUCACAUCAACGCCUCACUUGAACACCAAUUAUUAUAAGAACCAUAGACGUAACUUUUCUCAGAGUCCGCGUUUAAAUAAUGGCUGCUCCAAUGGCAUUGAAUCAGAGUUAACGUCGGGACAGCAAGCAAGCGCAUCAAAACCUGAGGAUAAAAACACGGAGAAGAAGAAAAAACGGAAUAUUUUUUAUCUAUCUAUCUAUCUAUCUAUCUAUCUAUUGGUUGAUUUGUAUUUAGCUUGCCCAGUUCUUUCUUUCUUUCUUAUGGUUUAUUUGUUUUUAGUUAACCCAACUCUUUUAUCUAUCUAUCUAUCUAUCUAUCUAUCUAUCUAUCUAUCUAUCUAUCUAUCUAUCUAUCUUUUGGUUGAUUUGUCUUUAGUUUGCCCAGUUCUUUCUUUCUUUCUUUGGGUUUAUUUGUUUUUAGUUAACCCAACUCUUUUAUCUAUCUAUCUAUCUAUCUAUCUAUCUAUCUAUCUAUCUAUCUAUCUAUCUAUCUAUCUACUGAAAGAUAAAAUGACAAAGAGAAAUUUCAAUAUGUCCGUUUUCUUUGGCUUACAUACACUGAUGUCUGUGUAUACAUUCAUAUUUCAGUGA